Babesia microti strain RI is the source of this 1188-nucleotide messenger RNA. RefSeq names its product EIF4A3, FAL1, ATP-dependent RNA helicase. The record is from RefSeq and is a predicted model, not a curated record. Gene Ontology annotation, cellular component: catalytic step 2 spliceosome; nucleolus. The coding region runs from base 1 to 1188 and encodes 395 amino acids. Lineage: Eukaryota; Apicomplexa; Aconoidasida; Piroplasmida; Babesiidae. Gene Ontology annotation, molecular function: ATP binding; mRNA binding; RNA helicase activity. The transcript has 3 exons.
AUGGGUGUAAAUGAUGGCGAUGAUAAACUUGUGUUUGAAACAUCCGAGGAAUGUUCGGUUAUAGAAUCAUUUGAUGCUAUGGGUCUCAAGGAGGAAAUUCUUAGAGGAGUUUUUGCCUAUGGAUUUGAUAGACCCUCUGCUGUACAACAAAGAGCUAUUAAACCUAUCCUUUCUGGCCGGGAUAUAAUAAUUCAAUCACAAAGUGGUACAGGGAAGACCUGUGUUUUUUGUAUCGGAGCUCUAGAAGCUGCAGAUCCUACGCUGAGAGAGACACAAGUGUUGUUAUUAUCACCAACAAGAGAACUGGCGGAACAAUCACAAAAAGUUUGUUUGGCCCUAGGUGAUUAUUUGAAUGUGCAAAUUCACUGUUGUAUUGGUGGAAAAAAGUUAUCGGAUGAUAUUAAAGCUUGUGAAUCAGGAGUACAAAUUAUUUCUGGUACCCCUGGUCGUGUUUCGCACAUGAUUAACCAAAGACAUCUUAACACUAGGCACAUUAAGCAGCUAAUACUCGACGAAGCUGAUGAGAUGUUAAAUAGAGGAUUUAAGGAACAAGUAUAUUCUAUAUACCGUUAUUUGCCGCCUAGUACGCAAGUGGUAGUAGUUUCUGCUACACUUCCCCAUGAAAUCCUAGAAAUGACCUCAAAAUUUAUGAACAAUCCCCUCCGCGUGUUAGUUAAACGUGAUGAAUUGACCCUGGAAGGGAUUAAACAAUUCUUCGUAUCCAUUGAGAAAGAGCAGUGGAAAUAUGACACGCUAUGCGAUUUAUACGAGUCAUUAAUUAUCACCCAAGCUGUUGUGUUUUGCAACACCAAGGCCAAAGUAGAUUGGCUGGCUAAGCGUAUGGAAGAUAACAAUUUUACAGUCUCAAAAAUGCAUGGAGAUAUGACCCAAAAGGAAAGGGACGAGAUCAUGAUCCAGUUUCGUAAAGGAGAAACUCGAGUAUUGAUAUCAACCGACCUUUGGGGUCGAGGUUUGGAUGUUCAACAGGUUUCACUGGUUGUAAACUAUGAUUUGCCCAAUAGUAGAGAAAGUUAUAUUCACCGCAUAGGAAGGUCAGGUCGAUUUGGGCGAAAGGGAGUUGCCAUUAAUUUUGUAAAAGAUGAUGACAUUAGGAUUUUGAGGGAUAUUGAACAAUAUUAUUCAACGCAGAUAGACGAAAUGCCCAUGAAUAUUUCUGAACUACUUUAA